This is a messenger RNA of Alligator sinensis (Chinese alligator), 1223 nucleotides long. RefSeq names its product IZUMO family member 3 (gene IZUMO3). Bases 314 to 937 code for a protein of 207 amino acids. Lineage: Eukaryota; Metazoa; Chordata; Crocodylia; Alligatoridae. The record is from RefSeq and is a predicted model, not a curated record. The transcript is spliced from 7 exons.
UCUUUCCUGCUCAUGUAGGGGGCUGCUUCUCUGCUUGUGAUAUCAGUAUGCUCUGCCAUCAUUUCCAGUUCUUCUUUAGCCCUCUUCUGCUUGUGACAUCACUUACCGUCUUCAUCCCAGUCAUUCCAACCCUCACCUUCAGCCUUUGACUUCACUUCCUGUGCUGAAGCCACUCCUUUCUAAACAUGGCUCCUCUGCCUCUGACAUCUUUGACAUCACAUCCUCCUGACCCCAGAUAAGAUGUACCCCAUCUUUGUGACAUCACUGAGGUCACAGAUGCUCAGCAAUCCCAUGGGAAGGUGUGGCUGUGGGGAUGCCCUGUGCCCUGCUGCUGCUCCUGAUUGUCCUUUGCCUCCAAGAGGCAGGGAGCUGCCUCCACUGUGACCGACGCUUCCUGGAGGCCUUGGAGGCGCUGUUGGGGGAGGUGGUGCCACCCACGGUACCGCAGCGGGACACCCUGAUCCGGCACCACAUUGAGGCUUUCACUCAGCUCUACACCCUCCACCUCCACGAGAAGCAGCACCGUGUGCUGGAUGUCCGAGGGGUUCAGUCUCUGAAGUCUGCUUUGACCACAUGGCUGAAAGGUGUCAAGGAAGAGCCCUGGAAAGGGGUGAACUUGCUGCAGCUGGCUCUGGCCCAGCAGCGUGAUUCGCUCCUGUCCAGCCUGCAUGGUGCCCUUGAGAGAUUUGCCAACCUUGCCUGCUCAGAGGAUUGCACUAUGACCGAAGGGCCAGUCCUGGACUGCUGGACGUGUCUGCGCAUCAACGCCCAGUGCUUCAGUGGGGAGCUGUGUGGAGAGGAGGACAAGAGGGAGGUCGAACAGAAGGAAAUCAUUCUGUACCUCUUCCUGGUGUGCGAAUGCGUGCUUCUGGGGUCAGGCACCCUGCUGUACUGUGUGUGCUGGCGGCUCCGCCGGCGUACGCGGAAACAGGCCUAGCGGGCCUGAAGGCUGGAGCUGUUGUGGGUCAGGGAUCCAGGGACUGUCAGCAUCAGUCGGCAUCAGACCCGGAAGCAGAGGUGGGCAGGGGCCCAGCCCUCCCCACCUCCCCCCAGCCUCAGUGUUGUGGACAUAAAGAACAGGUGCAGUUUGUAGACACAGAGUGGUCCUUAUUGGGAAGAAGAGGAGUUUGGUGCAGAUGGGCUGGGAGCUGGACUAUGCUGCUCCACCCCUGCCCCAGCCCUGGUAAAAUCUGUGUGCAAGGAAGGAGCCCCCCAGGGGGCAC